Nematostella vectensis (starlet sea anemone) is the source of this 1601-nucleotide messenger RNA. RefSeq names its product neuronal pentraxin-2. The transcript is spliced from 7 exons. NCBI's taxonomy places the organism in Eukaryota, Metazoa, Cnidaria, Anthozoa, Actiniaria, Edwardsiidae. Bases 48 to 1532 code for a protein of 494 amino acids. The record is from RefSeq and is a predicted model, not a curated record.
AUGGGGAUGUUAGACGCAUCUCGCCAUCAGAGAAAAGCGUUCCAAAAAUGUCUAUUGCACACUUCCCAAAUAAGGACAUCACAUCAAAGCUGUCACUCGCUGCCAUUACCAAGAACCCGCUGACAGAGGUCAGCAUAAGUCUGUGGGCUCAGCUUCCCGUCGUCAGGGCCUCCCAAUCAAGGACAGCAUUUACUUUCAUUGAUAGCUCAAACGCCUCCGCGAUAGCCUUGCGAUUCACCACUAAAGGGAUAUUUGAACUUGAUAUACAUGGCUCUCUAAGAAUGCUUCAUGGUCCUCCGGUUGUUGACGGCAAAUGGCAUCAUUACGGAAUCACGUGGCGGUCAAAUGAUGGUCACGUGGAGAUACAUGCGGACGGUAUACUGAGACUCAGCCAGACGGGAUUUGCCACUGGCCACACCCUCCCAGCCGGGGGCACCAUGGUACUUGGGCAAUCCUAUCGGGUUCUCAAUGGCGCCCUUAAUCAAGAUUCGGAUUUGAAUUUCCAUGGCAACCUUACUAGUGUGAACAUUUGGAGUCGUCUGUUGGGAGGCCUGUCCAUGGCUGCUUUGAGCAAAGGGACUGGACUCGAGUCUGGUGACGUUAUAAGCUGGAAGAAUCUUGCUAAGGAGGACAACAAGAUGGGGAACGUCACACUUCAAGCACACGAUGAUAUCAGAUCACCAGUGCGCUCAGUCGAUUUUUAUUUGGAUUUUGGCGCCGUCAAGUCCACCAGUAAUUACGGCAGAUUUCCAGGAACUUUUCCUGAUCUGGAAGCCUUUACUCUCAGCAUUUGGGUCAACAGGCCAAAAGCAGAGGAGAGCGGUCUCGUGGCGUAUAGCAUCCCCGGUGUGCCCGACUACUUUGGACUUUAUCAUAAAUCGGAUACGCUGUCGAUCAGCCUCUUAAACAAGUGGUUAUAUUUCCCCAUCACGCCGUUCGCUGCUAAUGGCUGGGUGUGGUUUGGGUGGCAAUGGAGGAAAUCGGAUGGGCGGACACUCUGUUAUAUCGGAGACACGCUUGUGAAGAACGGCACUUAUGAAGUAGGUUCUACGAUGCAAGGAGGAGGUAUACUAAUACUUGGCCACGAAUUAGACGCCCAUGGUGGAGGCUUUCAGACGUCUCAGGUGUUAACCGGGCACAUGAGCCACUUCAACGUGUGGAGCGUUUUCCUGGACAAUUCGGAUCUGAUGGCCUUACACCGAGGAGGUGAUGCAUUCGAGGGUGAUGUCGUACCGUGGAGCAUCUUUCGCAGCACAGGCUCAUACUUUGGGGCCAUAAAAGUCGUGGAAUAUUCCCCAUGCACAAGCCAAACGGCUUCUGUUAUGGCUCUACGCUCUUCCUGGUGUGAGAAAUUUAUUAAUGCUGUUGGUCCCUUUGUGACACUGUGCGAUAGAAGACCGACGAUCAAGACAAGGCUUCUACGUUGUUACAUAGCAGGUUCCUUACAGAAGGAUGCUAAUGGGCUCUUUUGGUCCGACGAGGGGUCCCUGUUGUACACCCGCAAUGAAGAACUCAGAAUAAUCCACGAUUAGACUAUGUGCGUCUUUAUUUGCUCUAAACACUUUGGCAUAUCAAGUUAGUAUUACAGUGUGUUGCCCCAA